Messenger RNA from Lucilia sericata (common green bottle fly), 3023 nucleotides. Its product is annotated as ubiquitin carboxyl-terminal hydrolase MINDY-3 homolog. Lineage: Eukaryota; Metazoa; Arthropoda; Insecta; Diptera; Calliphoridae. Bases 463 to 2100 code for a protein of 545 amino acids. Gene Ontology annotation, biological process: protein K48-linked deubiquitination. The transcript is spliced from 6 exons. Gene Ontology annotation, molecular function: calcium ion binding; K48-linked deubiquitinase activity; cysteine-type deubiquitinase activity. The record is from RefSeq and is a predicted model, not a curated record.
CAGCAUAAGUAGAACAAUUUGACAAUUGCAUUUUUUAUUCAAUUUUUUUUUCUUCCCAUCACCAAUUUUUUUGUGUGUGCAUUUUCUUAUACGGGUGUUGGAAAUAUACGAAAAAAUUGACAAAAUUCUUUACAAAUACUUUUAACUAAUAAACUGCCAAUAUAAUUGGCAAAUAAUUUAACAAUUUUAUGAAAUUGUUAAUAAAUUGCUAAAGAAAACAUAAAACAAAUUGUGAAAAAUUCAAUUAGAACAUUUUUGUGUAUGGAAGAAUAAAGUGGUAAAAGUGAAUUGAGAAAAACGAAUUUUUUGCGAAUGGCGUAAAUGAAAAACUAUAGCAAAGAGUGGACAACAAAAAAGAAAGAACGAAAAAGUUAAUAUAAACAUAAUUUUAUAAUUUAAAUUUGUUAAAUUAUAAAAAGAGAAAUAUUAAUUGAAGAAAGAAGUUGUAAAAAGGGAAAUAACAUGGGCGAACAUACAAAUAGUGCCUCAACCAAAGCAAAAAAUGCAGCAGCCUCAUCAAUGGCAGCUGCUGCCGGAUCAACAGUAGCAGCAGCCGUAGCCGCUACAGGCCAACAACAAAUGCAGCAUCUACAACAGCAGCAGCAGCAGCAGCAACAACAACAGGCUAGUACAAGUGGGAGUGCUGGUUUAACUCCCUCAACAAUAGCAACGGCCAAGGAUGCGCGCGAAUUGCAAGAAAUACGCAAUUUAUUAUGGGGACCAGCAAUACGUUUGGAUGUUUUUCGUCGUUGGUCUCAAGGUUUUGAAUUUAGUGCUGAAGAACCUUCCGCUUUGGUACAAAAACAAGGUGGACCCUGUGCUGUGAUUGCGCCUGUUCAAGCGUACAUUUUAAAGAUUUUAAUUAUGGAUACACCUGGUCAUUGUUUCAAAGAUUUAACACCCGACAAGUGUAAAAGUUUACUUAUACAAGCUCUCUGCACCAUUCUGAGUAAAUGUAAAGCGUUACGUCUACGCAUAGUCACACUACCUGUCGAACAAUGUUCGGAAGCCAAAGAAACGUCAACAACAGCAGCAACAGAGGCGGCAGUAGCAGCUAGUAAUGCCGCCAAUGAUGAUGCAAAUUUGAAUACUGAUGCUGGCUUCAUGGAUGAUGAAACAACAGAAGAUGAGGCUGCUACAGCUGCUGCGGCUGCUCUUACUGCUGGUACAGUACCUUGUAAUGCAGCCGAAGAGGUAUCGCCCGAAGAAUAUCAUAAACGUUUGCAUGUUGUGCAUUUCAAUACAAUAGAAGAGGUGGAAAAAUAUUAUACGCUUAACUUUGAAGUGUUAUCGGCCAAAUACGGUGUGCUGUUAUUCAUGUAUACGGUAUUGCUGACCAAGGGUAUAGAAAAUGUCAAUUCGGAGCUGUUGGAUACCUCAGAACCGCUAAUACAUAAUACCUAUGGUUAUGGCUCGCAGGCUUUAAUUAAUCUAAUGUUAACCGGACGUGCCGUGGCGCAUGUCUGGGAUAAUGAUCAGGAUGUGGGCGGUCUAAAGUUGAGGGGUAUUAAUGAACAAAGUGAUAUUGGUUUCAUAACAUUGAUGGAACAAAUGCGUUAUUGUACGGUGGGUUCGUUUUUUAAGAAUCCGAGAAAUCCGGUUUGGGUUAUGGGUUCGGAGACUCAUUUAACUGUGUUAUUUAGCAAUGAAAAGCGUCUUGUAUCACCCGAAACACCUUCGGAAAUAGCCCGCCGAGUUUUUAAAUCUUAUGAUCCGGAUGGUAAUAAUUUUAUACCAACUCCAGUGCUACAGGAUGUUUUAGCCGCUUUGGAUUUAGUUAGCGAAGCGGAAUAUGUCAAUAUUAUGCAAAGACGUUUAGAUCCCGAGGGUUUAGGCAUAAUAUUAUUAAACGCAUUUAUGGAUGAAUUUUUCCCACUGGAAAAACGUUCAACACCCGACACCUUCGAUUUAAUGCAUUAUAAUGGUAUACCUGGAUCUAAUGAGGGCAAUAAGGUCCAGUAUUGCAAAGGUUCUGCCAUAUUAUUAGAAAGUGAUUUAAAAUCGAUUUGUGUUUCAAAUCCCAUGAUGACAUGUUUACAAACAAAAUGGCCAAAUAUUGAAAUAAAUUGGCAUGAUAUGCGAAUACCUUCAUUGAAUUGACCACAUUUACAGUAUACUUUAAUUUAAAUAAAAGCAAAGAAAAUAAUAAUAAUAAAAAAACAAAUAACAUAAAAUGAACAAACAAAAAAAUGAGCUAAAAACAUAAUAAUCUUAAAGAAAAAUUAACAUUUAACACAAUUUAAUUGAGGCCUAACUAAAUAUUAAUUUGUAGAAAAACAAAAACAUAAUUAAAAAUCCUAAUUUACAAAAUAGUAGUCACACAAAGUUUAAAACAAAUUCAGAAAACAUAUUGAAAAAGAUAUUUUGAAUAUAUGUGUUUAAAAAGCAAAUAUUUCUUUAUAAAAUGUACUCUACUCGGUUUAGUUUCAAAACUAAUAGUACAUUUUUUUUUAAUUUAUAGCUUUAUAAAUAUUUUACAGCUGUAAUGCAAAGUUUUUUUUCUAUAGUUUAACAGCAACAUUUCUUAUCACUAACACUGAAAUUAAAAUUUAAAAGAAAAUCAAGUCAAAAAAUAUUAUUCGGUGGCAUUGAAUAGUAUUUAUAACCUCCAAGAGAAAUGUUUUAUAAAAAUUUAAUUGAAAUUUCAGUAUAUCUAUCGUAUUUCAGUUAUUUCAUACUGAAAUUAAUUCUUAAUUAUAUUUCAAAGGUUUGACAAUAAUUGACAAAGUCUAUAAGAAUUUCCAAUUGGUUUACUAUAUAAAAAUUACAUUGAAUGCAAAAAACUUUUCUCAAUUUUCCAAAUAUUUUUUUCUUAUAGUUGAUCCUGGGAGUGAAUAAAUUAGGGGGUUAUAAAAUUAAAUACAUCUAUAUUUCUAUGAUAAACAUACAUAUAUUAAAGUUAAAAACAAAAUAAAUUAAUUAGCAAUAAUUAAAAAAAUAAAAAAUAGUAGCCACUUAAAUCUAAAUAAAAAAAUAAAUAGCAAUAUAACAAACUACAAAAACAAAAUAAAUAUGUAUUCUUA